AUGCCUCCAAAGAAUGCACUUCGCGAAGCAGUUACACAAAUCAUGUAUACAUGUUCAGGCAAUAAAGAGCAAUACAACGAAACAGUAGAUACAGUUUUAGGCGCUUUACAAGUUUAUUUGACUCAAUUAACUAAGACAGCACUACAAAAUUCCCAAUCCGCUGGUAAAAUUUCAGCUGAUGAUAUUAUGAGCGCUCUCAAAAGCGAUCGUAGAAAGUAUUAUUUCCUUCAAACAAUUCAUGACAAAAAAGCUAAAACCGCAGCUCCAACACAUCCAGAUCAAUAG
Molecule: messenger RNA, 285 nt
Organism: Trichomonas vaginalis G3
Lineage: Eukaryota; Parabasalia; Trichomonadida; Trichomonadidae
Product: Transcription initiation factor IID, 18kD subunit family
Exons: 1
Coding region: 1-285 (94 amino acids)
Biological process (GO): transcription by RNA polymerase II
Source: RefSeq, a predicted model, not a curated record